UUUUACCUUCUUUCUCGCUCUCUCUCUCUCUCUCUCUCUCUCUCUCUCUCUCUCUCUCUCUCUCUCUAUCCCUCUCUUGCUCCCUCCCUUCCUCCCUCGAAAGCCUCUCGAACGGCUUUUAUUUAGAAAAUAAUAAUCCUGUCCUAAGGAUCGGCAGUGCUCUUCGACCGAUAGCUAGAAUUGAGGAGAACAAAAAAUGUGGCUAGAAUGUCCGGCGCGUCCGAGAUCAAGCUACCUUGCCUUUACACGAGAAGCAAUAGCAGCAGCAGCAGUAGUAACGGCAGUAUCAGAGGCGGCAACAACAACAACAACAACAACAACAACAACAAUAAUAUCAACGGUGCAAGAGCCAAGAGCAAGUCGUGUACCAAGAAGUUGACCGCAUCGAAAUCCAUCGUUCAAUCGGUAGAGGGAUGUACGUCGAAUGGAUCUUUGGAGACUAACGUGGUAGAGUCCUCUUUUCCAAGUACUCUAAGAUCUCGAAACGCCUUCGGUUCCCCUAGAAAGAUCGCGAAUCAGAAUCUAGAUUGUACGACGAUCAAAAAGUCACCUAAGAGGUGCCCACAGACGGACGAUCGACAGUCUACGCAGAUUGGUUCUACGAAUCGUUCGCCGAGAAGACGAGAAUCGCCUCUCGCCGAGGACUUUGAUCGAGACGAGAUGGGUUUGACGUUUGACUUUUAUCCGAGAAACACGGAAAAGAAGGAGCCUUGUUUGUCGUUCCUCGAAUUCGAAUCUCUCUACACUAUGGAGAAGCAAAUGUUGAUGCAACCUCGUCAAACCUUUCCUCGUUUGGAAGGUAAAGACGAGUUUCUUGGUAGCAGGCGAGGCUUAUACACGGAAUUACCGGAUUCGGAUCCGUUGAUUCGACAACGAUUGCAUCAUCGCCAACAAAUUGGUCCGAUUGGCCCAGGCAAAAAGCUCUCCCAAUUCCCCUUGGAAGGCUUCAGUUUUGCGCCAGGCUGGGCUCUGAACGCUGAUCAUUUUUAUCAAUGGCAACAUCGAGGAAAAACGACUCAGCAGAUCUACACCGACUGGGCGAAUUAUUAUCUCGAGCGAGGUGGCUCGAAGAGACGAGUCUCCGAUCUCCAAGCCGAUCUCUGCGACGGAGUGCUCCUUGCCGAUUUGGUGGAAGCUGUCACGAAUCAAAAGGUGAUCGACGUUAACCGGAAGCCCAAGAGCGUUCAACAAAUGGUCGAGAACGUGAACCUGUGCGUGGGAGCGCUCCGAGCGCUCGGGGCAGACGUGGGGGCUGUGAAUCCUGGAGAACUAGCGGCAGGAUCAACCCUCUGGCCGGUCCUCGCCCUGCUCUUCGCCCUCUCGCGCUACAAACAAAGAGCGAAACAACUUCAAGAUAUGCCCAGAUUACCAUCGCCGUACAACAAGCAAUCGGGUGUCGGUGGUGGUGCCGGUGUUGGGCAAGGGGGUGCGACGAGCAUACCUUUACCCGCGACGGUGGCCGCAACGAGACGAUGUCCUCCGGACAAAGUCAGACCUGCCCCAGCUCCCACGCAUCAGUCUCCUCUUGGAGGUCUGAAGCAAGGGAACGGCGGUGUGGGGAGUGCAAGCAGUUCGAGGAGUACCAGUCCGAGUCAACAACAGACACUGCAGACCGGUCUGUCCUUCAUUCCACAGCCGAGGGGUCAGAACGCGAAUCGGCAAGGCACUGGCGGGACCCCAAGUCCUAGAACGUCAGCCGUGGGUAGACCUAGUGGCAUUAGGACGACGACGACGACGACGACGACGACGGCGGCGGCGGCGGCGGCGGCGGCGGCGGCGGCCACGGCGACGACCCAGGCUUGCCCGUAUUCCGGCAGUGGAAGUACCACGGCGCAAAACAAAAACUCGGUUCUCGACAAGUUCAAGCUCUUCAACAACAAAGAUAAAAAUCAAGAGAGGGGAAAGGCCACGUCAGGCGUAUCGAAGCGUACGUCGAGCUCGUCCGGUUUUUCCUCGGCACGCUCGGAACACUCGGACAGUUCUACGUCGCUCUGCGAUCAGGGUAGAAUCCAAGUCGAGCCGCCAAAGAGUCGGGCGUUAAAGUCCAAAUUGCAAUCGGGCAAGCAGACGGCUAAGCAGGCUAGCCCGAAGACGGUCAGGAAGGAACAAAAUAAGACUCAGAGUAGCAAGAUCGCCCGUACGAAAGGAUCGAUACCAGAAAAACUGACCGGUUAUACGAAUUUGCCGUUGGACGAUGUCAAAAGGGAAGGUGGAAAGAUCGCGAACGUUUGCGCUAAACUACCGGCGGACAAGAAGACCUCGAAUUUGCAAGAUAUAUUGAAAAAUCAUUCGUCCACGCAAUCGCAGAAAGGGAAUAAUCCGACGUCGACGACGCCGGCGAAACAUAUCAGCCAACAGGAGAGCAAAAAUAUAUCGAAUUCUAGUAGAAACGAGCUGUCGAUAAAACAAACGGCGCCUCGGCCGAAGAUGGAGCUUCCUGGUAAGAUGGCGGAUCCGAAAGUUCAUUUACAGGCUCUCAAGGUACCUCCGAACGGAGUCAACAAGGAUAUGCUCCUACAAAAGAAUUUGCUAUCUAACGCGAAUGGAAUCAUAUCGCGAACGGACCAGGAAGACGCGAAUGUUCCGAACGCGCGAAACAAUCCUAGCCCGUUCGAUCGGCAUACGCAGUGCAUGAAUCAAGCAAAUUUACCGUACGAAAGGAUCGUCGAAAAGGAAAUUAACAUCGACUUGGCCGAGUCGAAUGAGGAACCGAAUCGAAAGCAGGACUCUUCGAUCUCGGACAAUUUAUCCGGUACUUCUUCUCCGUGGAAGGUGCAAAAAUGUGCGACUCGCGAAGAAGAGAGGAUAUCUAUGGAUUCCCCGGAGGAAGAAGAGGAGGAUGAGGAGGAGGGGGAGGAGGAGGAAGCGACGGCGGAAGAUGGGGCGGAGGAAGAGAUCAAAAGGAACGGAUUGGAUUCUUCGAACGUGUCGAAGCCGGGCUCGUCUCGGGACGACGAUCCGAGAAUACGAUCGACGUCGGAAAGCAAAGAAUCGAGGAUCAAGGAAGAUAACGUGAAUUCUGCUGAACCACCUACGGGUCAAGUACAAAACGCGAACGUCCAUAUAUUUCCGCAAGGAAAACAGAUCUUAGGUGGCCCGUUUCAGGGGCCUACGCUAUCCGUAACCGGUCCGGGUUCUAGUAUACCAAAACCAACGGCUUUGGUAAAGGGUACUUCGAAGCCACCUAAAGAAAACACGGGACCGAGCGUGCCUACCCCGACUAAACUCAAGGGCGACAUUUUGCAUCGAGCCAAGCUCGACCCAAAUACGAUAGCGAUGGUCUCACCGAUGCCAAGUAUCUCCGAUCUCAUGUCCGAGAGCUCUCACAGCAAUUCCAAUAGCACGGGCCAAAGUAAUUCGAGCGACAGCAGCGUCAUUUACCGACCGAGCAGCGAGAGCGGUAGCGAGAUCAAGACGAUACCUAAUCGAAAGAUAGACACGACCUUCGAGCAAAUGGAAAAGGUUUUAUCGGAAGGUUCAACGUGCGGUAGUGGCGGCGGCGGCGGCGGCGGCGGCGGCGGCGGCGGCAGCGGCGGCGGAGGUUCGUUGGCCGACGACGAAGCCGAGAUGACCGUAAAGCCGAUGCAGCCUCUUCUCCGUGGUUACACGCCCGGUGCCAGAGCCCUACAGACCCUGCCGAGCAGAACGACGGCGCGACAAUACACGAUUCUUCAUUCCUCCUCUCAUCAUCACGUCUCUCACGAUUACGCGGACAUUGACAUAGCCUCGGGUUAUCUCAGCGACGGCGAAGUUCUCCGAGGUGGUAUGAGCGUCGGCAGUAGGACUCUGUCCGAUCUUUGCGACGGUUACAUGUCGGAGGGAGGCGCUUCCUUGUACGCGCGUAGGAUCAAUCCCGCUUACGGUCACGAUCGCGAGAGGUACGUAGGUGGCUCGCGACGAGAAUUGUCCGGGGUGAAGGAACUGGUGAGCUCGCGAAGGGUGCAGAAGAGACCGUCGGCGAACGCGGUGAGGUCGGAUGGAGCCGGAGGAGGCUGCAUCGUCGCCGGUACCGUCGGUGGAGGUAGCCUCGUUGGAGGAGCAGGAGCCCUGUUAGGUGCUUGCAGCGGUGGGACCGACGCUUUGGCCGAACUAACAAUCGAGGAGCUGGCCUCGAUUCCGGCCGGAAAUCACACCUCAGCCAAUCACACGGGUCAUUCCACUCAUCACAAGAAGGUGCCGGGGGGCGGUGGCGUGAUCGUGGGGGGUGGCGGUAGUUCGGCCACCCCCCAAGGCGCGCAACAGAGUAAUAACCUGGUCUAUCGUGUGGUGAGUUCGAGGCAUCCCGGCAGUGGUCAUCAUCCUCACACGAAAAAAUCCGAUAGCUCCCAGCAGACCGAAAGUUCGGCGUUUAAGCAUCAGCAACAACAGCAGGGAUCCAAUGGUUCGUCCAACAGCAGCUCCAACAGCCAACAAUGGAGAAAGUAUAUAGAAGCUGGCGCAGCGAGAGACCGAGAGAGAGACAAGGAGGGCGCACCACCGAGCCCUAGUCCCUCCAGACGAUCCCAGGAUAAACAUCGGAAACAGACCAUGGCCGAAUAUGCGAAUGGCGAGAAAGCACAGAAAGUUUCCUCGGGAACGUCGACCGGUGGUAAUAGCAGCAACAACAGCAGCAGCAACAAAGUAAGAGGAGUACCUCAGAGUUUCGGAUACGUGAAACGACAUAGUGCCGGCACCAGUCCUAGUCCGAACGGCGUUCAAAAUGGUAGCAAAGAUGCGGCAACGAGAACGGCUCAAGUCAGUGCGGUUCCGAGGACGAAGGUUAAAGUGUCCGGUGGCACUCAGACAUGCACCACAGAACUACAGGCAAAUUCAUCGAAUUCCAAUCAAGGCCAUCACUACAAAAGUUACAGCCUCACCGGACCGAGCGCCAGUCAACUAUCUCAGUCCGUUCGAGAUCGUCUGAUGCUCGGUUCUCAGAGCCUUCCGAAGCCAGGAAGUCCCGAAUUCACGGCUCUCUUUGCCGCAGCCCAUCACCGUGAAAGAGGAGCUGGCGCAGGACCAGUCAGCGCCUCUUUCUCACCUCGCGUCCUUAAACCUUCCGACGGAAGCCUCAGCGAUACUUGUAGCAACUACGCCGCUCCCGAUCUUCCAGGUUACUACACUCCUAACAGUCCCUACGCCACAUCCUGGAUGAGGCACAGCAAUACUUAUACUCCCAGUGGACGUUCGCAAGGUAUGGGAUUAUGCGAAGCCGACAGCGUAGAAUCUUUAGGAUCGCAUAGAGCGAGCUUAACGCAUGCUCGUCUGCUGAUGCAUCAAAGGGACUCUACGGGAUCCCCAGCUCCGCCGAGACUCAAUAGGAGUAAUUCGAUUAGCCAUCUACGGGACAGGACAUUUCCAAGAUCCACUAAAAGCGAGAAAAUGUAUCCAUCGAUGCUAGCACGAGGGAGCGGUACGUCGUCGUCCGUUGGCGAAGAAGCCGGUAUCGGGAUGGGUAUUGGCGUAGGCGUAGAACCAUACUACAGUGUCCCAGUUGGCUCAGCGGGAUGCACCGGUCAACAUUGGUCUCAACCGACUUCCCCGACACCGACUCAUACGUCCCGACAGCCACCUAAUUUGUAUCAACACGUACACAAAGACGACGAUAUACAUGGCUCCUCCGUAUCCUUAGUGUCGACAGCGAGCAGUCUCUAUAGUUCGGCGGAAGAAAAACAGGCACACGAAUUGAGAAAGUUACGAAGAGAGCUACUGGACGCUCAAGAGAAGGUUCACUCGUUGACCAGCCAACUAUCGACCAACGCACAUGUCGUGUCCGCCUUCGAACAAUCCCUAUCGAACAUGACGCAACGAUUGCAGCAACUCACGGCAACGGCUGAAAAAAAGGAUUCCGAAUUACAAGAGUUACGUGAAACGAUCGAGAGGCUUCGAAAGCAAAGCGCGGAGGCUGGAUUGAACAACGGGGGAUCAGGCAACAAUGGUCGUCGGCAUACUCUCGGUGAUUCGGAUUCCGGCAAUACAGGAUGCACUGGCGGCGGCGGCGGUGGCGGCGGCGGCGGCGGUAAUGGGGGACAUCAUCAAGGUGCAUCGAUGGCGAGACAGCUGUCGGCGGACAGCGUCACUUCUCUCAACUCCCUGAGCAGCGCUUGUUCCGCGAGUAGUAGCCAUCAGAAGAAGAAGGGUUGGUUGCGUAGCUCCUUUUCGAAAGCAUUCUCCAGAUCGCGAAAGAACAGGCAUGGUUCCGUUUCCGAUGCCGAGGAUUGUAAGGACGGUGCCAGCGGAGAAUUGAGCGUCCCAAAUAGUCCGAGAUUACCGACGGCCUCGAAACACGAAAGCGCAAGGAAUCAAAGUGCCGGAGCAAGGAGCAACGGACAAAAAUCACCGGAGCCUGAAAAUCCUCUGACCGGUAGCAAGAGUAGCUCGGCUCUAUAUAAGAAGGAGGACGAGGACGUGGACGAAUUGAAGAAACAACUCAGGGAAAAGGAUCUCGUUCUCACGGAUAUCAGAUUGGAGGCACUCUCCUCGGCCCAUCAAUUGGAAUCGUUGAAGGACACGGUCAUCAAGAUGAGAAACGAAAUGCUCAAUCUGAAGCAAAACAACGAACGCCUGCAGCGGCUGGUAACUUCGAAAUCUCUUACGUCCUCUCAGUCGUCUCUUCCGAGCGAUCCCGAUAGGCGUUUCAGCAUGACGGAGGUGGCCUCGAGCGUUGCUGCCCUUUCGAACGGCGAUAGCAGUUCGACUGCCGAUCAAUUGGAAGAUCUCAACGUGCCCGAACAUUCGGUCGUACCAUCGGCGACUUCGGGUACGAGCGGCGAGCCGGCGUUAGACCACGACACCGACGGAAAGAGAAUUAACGUUGCCGUCUAUCUCGGGAGCGAAAAAAAUUUCAAUUACAAUCUAAUAUCGGGUAAUAAUUCGGACAGCGGCAUCAUCGGUGAGCCUCCACAUUGCAUUAUCGCGAACGUUUGCAUCAGUAACAAAACGAGCUGGGAUGCUCUGGACUCGAUCGUACGACGAUGCUUCAAGGAAUACGUAUCGAGGGUCGAUCCCGUCACGAAUCUGGGUCUCGGCAUUGACUGUGUCGCCGCUUAUCAUCUCGGCGAAGCUUCGAGAUGUACGACGGAUUCUCAGCACCCGGAAUUACUACCGUGCGGUUAUCUGAUAGGACACGUGAAAACUAUUUAUCUGGUGCUCUCGGGUUACUCCUGGCUCGCGAUUGACACUCUGAUACCACGCUCUAUCGUUCAACGACUAAUAUCCCUGUUAACGGAACAUCGCAGAGUCAUCCUUUGCGGACCUAGCGGUACAGGAAAAAGUUACUUGGCAGGAAAACUGGCUCACGCUCUCGUGGACGCCGAUACGGACUCGAAAGACGCGGCUGCCGUGGCCACCUUCAUAGUUGAUCACAAGUCGAGUAAAGAACUCAAGCAAUAUCUCGCUCAUAUCGCCGAAAGAUGCGACUCUAAUGCGGCCGACGAAUUGCCGAGAGUGAUAAUCUUGGAGAAUCUUCAACAUGCCGCCUCUCUCGGUGAACUUUUCAGUGGUCUUCUCGGUACAAGACACUCGUCCUGUCCCGCGAUUAUUGGAACCAUGAGUCAGGCUACUUGCAGCACCACGAAUCUUCAAUUACAUCAUAACUUUAGGUGGGUACUGUGCGCCAAUCACAUGGAACCGGUUAAGGGAUUUUUGGGCCGUUACCUCAGGCGUAAGCUAUUAGAACACGAAUUACGUGAAUCGGGUGGCACGAGAAACGCAGAAAUGGCAGCUGUCGUGGAAUGGCUCCCACGCGUCUGGCUACAUCUUAAUAAGUUCCUAGAAACGCACAGCAGUUCCGACGUAACGAUAGGCCCUCGACUUUUUCUCUCUUGCCCCAUGGAAGUGGCAGGUUCUCAAGUUUGGUUCACGGAUUUGUGGAACUAUUCUGUAAUACCGUAUCUGGUUGAGGCUGUCAGGGAAGGCCUAACGUUAUAUGGAAGGCGAGCAAGCGGAAGUGGAAAUGGCGAAUCCACAUGGGAAGAUCCUGCACAAUUCAUUACCUCCAGUUAUCCGUGGAUCUCUACGCACGCCGUACACGAUGGUAGCGACGCUCUUCUUCGGUUAAGACCCGAGGACGUUGGUUACGACGUCGUUACCUCGGGACAUACCUCGGGCGUAGGUGCGUCCAGCGUAAAGAGCCUCGGCAGUACACACAGCGACACCGAAGGAGAUCCUCUUUUGAACAUGCUGAUGAGACUUCAGGAAGCCGCCAAUUAUUCGAGUCCCCAUAGCAAUGACAGCGAUUCCGUCACUUCGCUCGAUUCGUCUCAUACUCGACAUUCGGAGGAUCUCAGUUCUUCGACGUCAUCGUCGAGAGGCGUAGAAUCCGCGCUCUGAAAUAAAAAAUACGACUCGAGAAUAUCGUUUAGGCCGGAGAACGUUUAGGAAAGCAUCGUAACAAGAUGAUUAUGAAAUUAUCGAGAUAAUUGUAGGUCAAGUAAUAAUCAAGUAUAGAACAAGACCCCGGAAGGUGAGCGAUGGGUGGGCGAUGGCUGAGCGAUGGGUGAGCGAUGGGUGGGCGAUGGGUGAGCGAUGGGUGAGCGAUGGGUGAGCGAUAAGUGAGCUACGUGAUUGCAAAAGUUUUUUCUACGAAAAAAGUGCCGCAUAACGUAUCCCGAUGCGGCACACAUUUCCAACGUGAAAAUUAAUAAUGUUAAUUAAUGUAUAAUCAUACCAAUAUUAUUAUAUAUUCUCGGCCAUCCAAUAACUGUGUAUGAUACGACUAUCGUGCAGGGACUUUCAAUUCCCUUUUUCUUCUUUUAAUUUCUCUUUCUUUCCUUUCGAUCUUUUUUCAUUCUUCCAAGUAACUAAAUUUAAAUUUUGCAUGCAAAAUAAUGUCUCAUAUACAUUUAAAAACAUCUCUAGUACCUAUGGUUGGCCUAUAUCUAAGUUCUACGUGCAUCGAGCACUUUGGUGUGAUAUUUAAUUGAAUAAGUAUAAAUGACAAAUAUAAGGAGAUAAUUCCGUGGGAUUUUUUCUCUCUCUCUCUCUGUCUCUCUCUCUCUCUCUCUCUCUCUCUCUCUCUCUCUCUCUCUCUCUCUCUGUCUCGAAUAGAGAUGAAUCGUACGGAAAUAAAUCGUACCGUCUCCAUGCAAUAAUCAAUGCUGCCGUUACCGAAGUACGAAUUUCUUUUGAACGAAUGCAUUUCUAUGAUCGAUUUGUUAUACGUGAGAGUCGUGCAAGUAAAGCCUAUAAAGAAAAAAAGUGAUAUACUCAAAAGUUUUGCUGGUAUACAGUAUUAUCAUAGAACGUAGAAAUAUGGACUAAGCGAAGAUGUAGGAAUGGCAGAGUCUGGCUAUUCCACUCGUCCACUAUUUUCAGGUAAUCUAUAAUCUAUGUUUUCUUAGACGGAUCUCAUGGACGGAUGGUUCGAUGCAGCAUAUAUGUAUUUGUUUCGCACUCGAGAACGCGAAGCAAUUCGAGAUAAUCGUGCGCGCGAGGAUAGUCUAUUUAUACAUACUUUGCUACGAAAGCUCUAUUUAAUUAUAAAAAAAAAAAACAAAAAAAUGUUACUAUAUAUAAUAUACACACGUACGUCUCGGGUAUACGCAUACGUACACGUACACAUACACGCAUGCGCCUGACAUAUACAUAUACACGAUGCAUACGCGAAUGAUGGCGCUAAACAUGUAUUAUGAACAAAAACUGAAUAAUUAUUCGAUAAGAUAUGUGAGUAAUUCUGGUCAUGUAAUGUUGUAAAUAAAGUAUAUAAGGGUUAUAUUGUGCGACGACGUUGCGAGGGAAGGAGCUAAUGUGGAAACUUGACUCAAAGUUUGGUAUCAUAAGCUUACGAGGAAAGUCUUGUGGUAACUGAAAGUAAGGUAGUCAAAUGCUGCAACAUUACGCUGACUUGUAGCUUGUUUCGCUCCCACAAGUUUCUCUUUACUGCAAAUCCCGACAAGUACCACGAGUUACAUUCGCUAUACAUAUUGUACAUGUUAUCGAACUGAGAAUAUUCUCAGAUCCCAAUCUGUGACACGAACUUUAAAGUAUGUUAACGAUUAUACAAUCGUAUUAACAGGUUUUUUACGUUUGUACCGUAUUUAUACGCUGUACGGCGCUACAUUCAAAAUUUAUCCAAAUAAUGGUAAUUAUUGUGACAUAAAAUAAACCACAUUAAACUCUAA
Molecule: messenger RNA, 10100 nt
Organism: Vespa crabro (European hornet)
Lineage: Eukaryota; Metazoa; Arthropoda; Insecta; Hymenoptera; Vespidae
Gene: sick
Product: protein sickie
Exons: 23
Coding region: 208-8310 (2700 amino acids)
Biological process (GO): nervous system development; neurogenesis
Molecular function (GO): ATP hydrolysis activity; protein binding
Source: RefSeq, a predicted model, not a curated record